AUGGCUGCUGGGUCUAUGAUGACCACAGAUUGGUUUGUUUACGUUGAUCCAAAUGAAUGGAAUCUCGGCCAGCUUAUUACUGUGACAAUCUGGGCACCGCCUAUUGUCAAGUAUCUAUACUGGUCUUUGUUCGGCAUCGAGUCUUAUCCGGCCGAUCCGAUUCCAUUUCCAUACAAAAUUAUCAACACAGAUCCCAAUUCCUCUGGUGGAAGUGUAAUCCAAUUACCAAGAGUUGAAAACUUAUUACCAAAUACUGCAUGUCGUCCGGCUGAGCAGCUCAGCUUAGACUGCCGAAGAAUUAUUUCUCGACCUAGGGGUAUAUGUCCUAUGGAGAGAUUAACAUAG
Molecule: messenger RNA, 345 nt
Organism: Aspergillus ruber CBS 135680
Lineage: Eukaryota; Fungi; Ascomycota; Eurotiomycetes; Eurotiales; Aspergillaceae
Exons: 2
Coding region: 1-345 (114 amino acids)
Source: RefSeq, a predicted model, not a curated record